AUGUCGGGUGGCCCUGGACCGCCCCCGGGUGGUCGUAGUACCACGCCGGGCGGUUGGUCACCUCUACAUUUCCGCCCCAAUACGCCCUACGCUCCAUCGCCGCCUCCGCGAAUGGGCAGCCCGGCUGCCGCAAUGUUCGGCAAUCGGCUGCCGUACGGGAUGCCCUGCCCGAGACCGAGGUGGCCUUCGCCUAUGUCGCCGGUACCGGUACCACCACCUCCGCACGCUUUCUCGCCGCCUCCACCUGGACCGCCUCCAGGACCAAAGCCGUUCCGACGACCUAUGCAUCCACCUUCUCCUGCUCCAGCAAGAUGUGCUUCACCCAUAGACUCUCCUUAUUUCAAAGGAAUCCAACCCUACUCUCCAGAUCACUUCAGGGGUAUACAAACCUAUUCCCCCGAUCACUUUAGGGGCGCUCCACAAACGCCAGAUAACUUCCGGGGAUCCCAAUAUACUCCUGACAAUUUUAGGGGAUCACAAUACACUCCUGAUAAUUUGAGGGGUUCGCAGUAUACAGAUUCACCCUUCGGACCCCCUAGUCGCGAAUUCGAAUAUGUGGGAGUUCCUUUAGAACCUCCGCCUUUACCACAAAAUUAUGAUCCGGACGAAGAAGAAGAUACGGGACCAACUACUGCUGAAAUUAUAGCUAACCAAUCGCAGGAUUACAUUGACGAAAAAUUAGCCGAAUAUCAAGCCACAAUAUAUUUGUUACAAGAGGAAAAUUAA
Molecule: messenger RNA, 726 nt
Organism: Psylliodes chrysocephalus
Lineage: Eukaryota; Metazoa; Arthropoda; Insecta; Coleoptera; Chrysomelidae
Source: the annotation of a GenBank genome assembly